Molecule: messenger RNA, 879 nt
Organism: Symbiodinium necroappetens
Lineage: Eukaryota; Dinophyceae; Suessiales; Symbiodiniaceae
Source: the annotation of a GenBank genome assembly
AUGUACGCAACUUUGCCAAACAUUGCCAUUUAUGGGACAUCUUGUGCUGCAUGGGAUCAGAUUCCAGGCACUCCUUGGGCGAAGCAGUGCAUGGUUGGCUCCAACUGGACAGAUUCUGAGUUCAACUGGUGCCAGAUCCCCUGGUGCUAUGUCGACGCAAGUUGUGCAUCGAGGAGACAUAGCCUAGUCUUCAAUGGUUCCAGUACCAUCUUUUUCAGCUAUGAUUCCUGUGGCAAUGCACCAGAUUGUUACAACCAGUACGACACUGACCCCAGAUGUCCGUACGAUCCUUACGACAGUCAGCACUUCGUGUUGCACAAGGGGAGGGGCUGUGAGUGCCUAUUCCACGGCAGGGAGUUACCACCCACUUUGUUUCAGGACUUCCCCAUGCUGGACCCGGGAAAAUUCGCCAGCCUGCCGCAUGUGAGCGUUUAUGGGACUUCUUGUGCGGCCUGGGAUCAAAUCCCUGGAACACCAUGGGCGCAGUAUUGCCCUUCAGAUGCUGACUGGUGCCAUUCGCAGAACAAUUGGUGCCAGCUGCCGUGGUGUUACGUGGCAGAGGAGUGCCCGACGCGCAUGGACGGUAAAGUUUUCGAAGGAGCUAUGACGUAUUUCAGCUAUGAUACAUGUCUGUCAACGCCACAGUGCUAUCAAGAUCCAUUUGAUGAGGCCUGUCCUUUUGACAUGACAGAUUCUGGCUGGUCUACUCCGGCAUCAUGCUCCAUGGGAUGGUCCGAUGUUUGUUCCUGUGCCUAUCAAGGCUCAACCUUGCCAGAAGGGCUCUACCUGAACUAUCCUCGGCAGGAUCAGAUUGGUCCAGUGCUGCUUACCAUUGGUGUACCCUCCCUUGGUGUUAUGUCGAAAGCCUAUGCCCAUCUC